Messenger RNA from Dama dama (fallow deer), 6784 nucleotides. It is a transcript of the gene SLC30A10, whose product is annotated as solute carrier family 30 member 10. The record is from RefSeq and is a predicted model, not a curated record. Gene Ontology annotation, cellular component: membrane. Bases 35 to 1492 code for a protein of 485 amino acids. Gene Ontology annotation, molecular function: zinc ion transmembrane transporter activity. The transcript has 4 exons. NCBI's taxonomy places the organism in Eukaryota, Metazoa, Chordata, Mammalia, Artiodactyla, Cervidae. Gene Ontology annotation, biological process: detoxification of zinc ion; intracellular zinc ion homeostasis; zinc ion transmembrane transport.
CGGCGGCGGCGGCGCGGGGCGUCCGCCGGCCGGGAUGGGCCGCUACUCCGGCAAGACGUGCCGCCUGCUCUUCAUGCUCGUGCUCACCGUCGCCUUCUUCGUGGCGGAGCUGGUGUCGGGCUACCUGGGCAAUUCCAUCGCGCUUCUGUCCGACUCCUUCAACAUGCUCUCGGACCUGAUCUCGCUGUGCGUGGGGCUGAGCGCCGGCUACAUCGCCCGGCGCCCUCGCGGGGGGCUGGGCGCCACCUACGGCUACGCCCGCGCCGAGGUGGUGGGCGCGCUCAGCAACGCCGUCUUCCUCACUGCGCUCUGCUUCACCAUCUUCGUGGAGGCCGUGCUGCGCCUGGCCCGGCCCGAGCGCAUCGAUGACCCCGAGCUGGUGCUCAUCGUGGGCGCCCUGGGGCUGGCGGUCAACGUGGUGGGGCUGCUCAUCUUCCAGGACUGCGCCGCCUGGUUCGCCUGCUGCGGCCGCCGCCGCCGCCGCCGCCAGCAGCAGCAGCAGCAGCACCCGCAGCCCGCGGCCGGGGGCGGCACCCGCGGCGCUUUCGGGGAUCCUCAAGGGGCCGAGUGUGGCUGGCACGCCGGGGCCCUGCCCGCCCCCGGCCGCGACUCGGCCGUGACCCUCCGCGCGGCCUCGGUGGACAGGAAGGAUGAGAAGGGGGCUACCGUGUUCUCAAACGUAGCAGGUGAUUCCCUGAACACCCAGAAUGAGCCAGAAGAGAUGAUGAAAAAGGAGAAAAAGUCGGAAGCCCUGAAUAUCAGAGGGGUACUUUUACACGUGAUGGGGGAUGCCCUGGGGUCAGUGGUGGUGGUGAUCACAGCCAUCAUAUUCUAUGUGCUUCCCCUGAAACGUGAGGACCCAUGUAACUGGCAGUGCUACAUUGACCCCAGCCUGACUGUCGUCAUGGUCAUCAUCAUUUUAUCAUCUGCCUUCCCACUCAUCAAGGAGACCGCUGCCAUUCUGUUGCAGAUGGUCCCCAAAGGCGUCAACAUGGAAGAGCUGAUGAGUAAGCUCUCUGCUGUGCCUGGAAUUAGCAGUGUCCAUGAAGUCCACAUCUGGGAGCUUAUAAGUGGGAAGAUCAUUGCCACUCUGCACAUCAAGUAUCAGCAGGAUGGGGGAGAUCAGGAUGCCAACAGAAAAAUUCGAGAAAUCUUCCACAGUGCUGGAAUCCACAAUGUGACCAUGCAGUUUGAGAAGGCGGACCUGAAGGAGCCCUUGGAGCAGAAGGACUUGCAGCUGCUCUGCAGCUUUCCUUGCAUCGCCAAGAGCUGUGCCAAGCAAUUGUGCUGUCCCCCUGGGGCCCUGCCCCUGGCCCAUGUCAAUGGCUGUGCGGAGCACAAUGGCUGUCCCCCAUUGGACAUGUCCCAAAGUGAUGGCCUUGGUAGACUACAGACCACCGAAGUGGCUAUUGAAGUAUCUUUGGAAGAUCAUGGACAAGCUCUUGGCAAACCUCAGGAGGACUCACAUUAUGUCAACAGCACACAUUUUUAAUCUAGUGCCCAAUCAGUAAGACUAUAUAGACGAGGCACUUUGGAACCACUCGCUUGGCUUGUGGGAAGAACUUUGACGGCUGUAGGCACUGACCAGACUCGAAGUGAGCACGCUGCGUAAGCGACUGGUGGUUUGGAAUGCUAGUUGAACUGGUCUGUUAAUUGUUAUGUGACCGAGAACUCCUUUACAUUAUCCUAGGUGUUUCAUGCUGCUCUUCAACAGUUUUGUUUGAACAUUUAUUUUCUGAAGCAAAUGCACUAGUGCACACAUCAGGGACAUUGAAGGCUGGGACUCAAUGAUUGUGGACGCAGGAUUCAAACUAGCUUUUUGUUUUAAAUUGACUAGAACUUCUAGCUGACUCUCAGGUGAGCUCAUAGCCAAGUACGUCAAAAACAACUCAAGAACCAUAAUAGCUAUAUUCUUUUCCAUUCCACUGGGAGACCAUAAAAGAGAAAAGUUAGGUAAUCCUAUCAUGGCAGAAGUUUUUUUUCUUUGACUCAUUUUUGAAUGAAUGUAAAAUGAACACCUAGUAAGGUAGAAAAUAUUCUCAGAGCAUUAGAAUAUGUUGAGUUUACGGAGGAUGUGGAAAGCCAGGAAGAAAAUGAAUUUGAUGAUUUCUUCAUUUCAGGAAGUGGUGAGAAAAAGACUUUCUGCUGUGAACUACAACUAUUCAGUUCAGUUCAGUUCAGUUCAGUCACUCAGUCGUGUCUGACUCUUUGCGACCCCAUUGACUGCAGCAUGCCAGGCUUCCCUGUGCAUCACCAACUUCCGGAGCCUGCUCAAACUCAUGUCCAUCGAGUCGGUGAUGCCGUCCAACCGUCUCAUCCUCUGUUGUCCCCUUCUCUUCCUGCCUUCAAUCUUUCCCAGCAUCAGAGUCAUUUCCAUUGAGUCAGUUCUUCACAUCAGGUGGCCAAAGUAUUGGAGCUUCAGCUUCACAUCAGUCCUUCCAAUAAAUAUUCAGGACUGAUUUCUUUUAGGAUUGACUGGUUUGAUAUCCUUGCAGUCCAAGGGACUCUCAAAAGUCUUCUCCAACACCACAGUUCAAAAGCAUCAAUUCUUUGGCACUCAGUUUUCUUCAUGGUCCAACUCUCACAUCCAUACAUGACUACUGGAAAAACCAUAGCUUUGACUAGACGGACCUUUGUUGGCAAAGUAAUGUCUCUGCUUUUUAAUAUGCUGUCUAGGUGUGUCAUAGCUUUUCUUCCAAGGAUCAAGUGUCUUUUAAUUUCAUCCACCAUCUGCAGUGAUUUUGGAGCCCAAGAAAAUAAACUACAACUAUAGGUUGCUUCAAAUGUUUAAGUAUAUAAGAUGCUUGUGUUUUUCACUUGGAAGUAUGGGAAUAUCUCUACUUCUUUAAGUAUGACACAAUACUUAAAUACUGUCUUUUAGAGUCAGUCCAGUUGGGACUGAUAUCAUUUAUUGCUUGUUAAUGAUUUGCUUAUUUACACAAAUUUCCCUUGUGUUUUCUUUUAUAUGACCACAUUGAUCUAUGUAGCAUUUACCACAAGAAAAUGAGCAUUCUCAGGAUAGAAGAAUAUAAGACACUGAGUAUGCAUUCUUACCCGCCAAAUAAGCUAGAUUGACUUUCUUCUAAUUAGAUAUAUUUUAGGAUAUUUAUUACAGUUGUCAACUAACAGUUUGAUUAAAAAGUGUGUGUCCAAGGAAGAAACAAGCAUUUAUUAAAUUGCUGCCUUUAAUGUGUUUCAAGGAGGUUACAUCUUUCUUUCUCUGACCCAUAUUACCAAGCUUCAAAUACAUUUAUUACAAUCUGAUUUGCUUCCAAAAUCUACCUAUGUUAGUAUUGGAGAAACAUCUGUCACAUGUUUAACAAAUUGUUUAGGCAGCAGUGUUUUAACCAACGGUCUCAAAAUAGGUAUAAGUAAAUGGGAGGUGCCUUACUAGAGAAUUAGAAUCUUCUUUGAUGGGUUGCAAAAUUGACUGAGAAAGAUCAUCCUUUAGACUGUAAGCCUUGAGUCUGCAUGGUCUAGAAUCUGCACAGUUCUUGUAAGAAGUUAUGGGUUGGGAACAGAAAAGGCCCCCACAUUUUUCAGCACAAACACCAUUAAAAAUCUGUGUCUUUGUUUUAAAUUCUAAAGGUGAAGUAAAGAAGCAACUGUGGUCAGUAGAACAGGAAAUUUUUUAUUCCUGUUAAAUUCAUUAUCUGAGCUUAAAUUGGCCAUGAAUUACAUAAAUAUAAAAAUGCCUAAAUAUGUUUUUAUCCCUAGAAGUUUAUUAAGCAUAUAUACUUAAUGGUAUUAUAUAGAGUAGCCUGGCAAGCUACAGUUUAUAGGGUUGCAAUGAGUUGGACACGACUGAAGUGACAUGGUACAUACACACGCACAUGGUAUAUACUGUAGUGUAUGUAGACUUAGUAGCUGAAAUGAGAGUAAAUAUAAGACAUCUUUAUUUUUAAUGUUAAAAGUAUGGCAUGUACUCACACAAAAUGAGGAUUCUUUGUGAAACUCACCACAGUAGUAUGUGGAUCAAAUUCUCUUGUGUAAAUGUUGGUUGGAAUACAUUAAUUGGAGUCAAAGAAGAAAUCUGUCUUUCACUUCCAGAUUUGAAGGUCUAAUUUGAUUUCGUAUCAUUCUGCUUUCAUGAAAAAGAGGAAAAUAUCACUUUAUAGUUUUUGUGCAGCUGGAUAAAGGAAUGCUUAUUAGUUUACAUUCAAAUAAUAUUCUUUAAUCUCUAAAGUAUUUGUCUGCAAAGGAAAAGGCUCUUAAUUCCAACAUAAUUAAAUCUAACCUCAGGAAAUUAUCUUGAUGGACACUUACAAACAUGCCAAAUUAUGGAAUACAGUUUGGCUUGGUGUGUUUAAUAAUGUCCAAACAAGCUAAUUAAGUGCAAUAUUUUUGUAUUGGGUUAAGUGUUAGCAUUUGCCACCUCAGGCAUGUGAUGUAUUUUUACUUGGGUUUUACUCUCCCUUUUAGCCUACAUUUAACUUCUCCCAAGGCAAUGCAAGAGUUUUCUUUUUCCCUUUGCUUAUUGGCCGUGGUGCCCGAGGAACAGUGGAUUUAAACAACACUCUUCUUUUUCUGAGAUUAGAAAAAUCCUGCUACCCAGUUUAGCAUUGCUGUGUGUUUAGGUUAGUUCCAGAAAAAUUCCCUCUUUGUCCCUAGGAACUGAAAAUAACUUUUUAAGCGUCUAAGGAAUCCUUUGGGUGUCAGAUCAGAACCAGCGAUCAGGCCCACUAACCUGGGGACACAAGGCAACACUUAACCAUUGCCUCCUAUUUCUAUGGAAAGAGUCCUUUCCACAUUAUGUCAGCACUAGUUGUAGGAAAUACCAUGUCUGCUUCUAUUUCCCAAAUUUCAACUCUUUUUGAAAACAGGUUGAUUUUUUUCUUGUAUUUGGCUACUAUGAAUGUUCAUUGGGCUAUCAGGCUCCAUUGUUGACAGAAAAAAAUAUUAUCCCUUUAAUUUUUUGUUCAAUAAAAUAAGGAGACAUUGAGGAAGAAUUUAGAAUGUUUACCAUACUUAGGCUACUUUUUGUUUUUUUUUCCUUUCUUCUCUUUUUGGCCACCAACUGGCCAGUCUCUAGUGGAGGUAAAUCAGGAACUGAAAAGUUCAGUUGGAAGGGGUACUUUGAAUGUCAAAGAGAUCACUGAGAUAGAUUUAGAUUAUAAUAAGGCAGCUGCCUUUUGAGGUAGUAAGAGUUUUUUUUUUUUUAAUUUUUUUUAUGCCGGAUCUUAGUUUCCGGACCAGGGAUCCAACCGUGCUCCCUGCACUGGGAAUGCAGAGUCUUAACCACUGGACCUCCCAGGGAAGUCCCUAUUAAGCUGUGCCAAUCUUGACCUUCUGAACUGGAUAACUCUGUGUUGUGUGGGGCUAUCUGGUGCCUUGUAGAAUUUUUAGCAACAUCUCUUGACCUCUACCUACUAGAUUCCAGUAAUGUCCCCCAGAGUUGUGACAACCAACAAUGUUCCCAGACAUUGCCACAGGUCUCCCAGGAAGCAGAAUAGCCCCUAGUUCUGAGCCUUUGACUUAACCUAAGGGUUCUUGAGGGAUAUUGUGGAUGAAAGACCUUCGAGGGUCCAACAAUCCUUUUAAUAUAAUCACUGCAGAAUUUGCUCUUUAAAAAAAAUUUUUAAAAGAUGAGACCAAACUAUAAAAAUACAGUCAUCUUUAUAUAGGAAUUUGGAUAUUUAAAGAAAAAUACAACUUGGAAAAAAUAAAGCCUUUACCUAUCUGAUUAUACAGUUCAUACCAUAUAACAGUGAAUAAAAUGCUCUCACUAUUCUGUGAUGAUCUCUUCAACUUUUGACUAACCUCAAUUUGAUGGACUCACUGCCAAAUGAGAAGGGCACAUCAGCAUAACUGAUUCUUGGAGAUAACAUGCUUAAUUUUCCACUGAUUUUAAACCUGAUAUUUUUUGUUAUUGGUCCCUGACAAACAGCUCAUCUUAGGGCUAAUGACAAAUUCAGGCGUUAAAACAAUUUGUUUUGUUGUUCAUGACUCAUUUACUCCUUUGCCAAAUCAUAUCCAUUUUUUUCCCCAAGAGGACAAAAUACAUCUCCUGAUUUAAAUUAUCCCAGAUCUAAUGUAUCUUCACACUCUUGCAAUUAAAGAUUGUGAAAAAAGACUGGUUUAAAAGCAAUGAUGAAACAUGACCUAGUUUGGGUUUUUAUUUAAGACUGAGUAAGCAUGCCUAUUGUAUAGCCCUGUUGUUCACUUGAUAAAUUAUCACCUAUCUGUGCUUCUGAGUGUAUUUGCAUGUGAUUAGCCACAGGAAUAAAACAGAAAUGAAGUUGCUGAAUCUGGAAACUGGCUGCUCAAAUGAAACUUGCAUCAGCCUCUAGUCUUCACUAUCAUCUGAAUGUUCUUAGGAAUUUGGAAUUUAGCUAAUGAAGAUGUGUCAUUUUUUAAUGGAACUUUUCAGGUAUUUCUUUCUGGACUUUUUUUUGUUUACAUGGAACUUUCUUGCAUACUGCUAGAUGGAUCAGUGGUCUCCUUUUGGUACAAAGCCAAGACACUGAACCUGCUCUGAAUUCUGAUGGGAAUAAUCUGGAAAGGACGUUGAUUUUCAGGGGAGAAUGACUCCUUCCUAGAGGUCUGAAAUUAUGUUACAGUAUUGUGGAGUUCUGUUGCUUGAAGUCUUCCUUCUGUCCUCACAGGUGAUUUUGCCAAAGUAUAAUUGUCACAUUUGGGGGAAUUAUUAAAACUCUAAGAUAUACAGUUUCAAUAAGUCAUUGCUAAUUGCAUGUGAAGUCCCCCAGGGAUGUAUGCACAGGUGCAUACCUUUGAAAGCAAAAGAUGUUCAAUGGUGCUGUCAAUAAAAAGGUUUUAAAAUAAA